AUGAGUGGUUUUCUACAACCUUUUCGCGCACUCACCCUUUCACUUUUAUCACAAAAAAGUACCAUGAAAAAGGCCCUAUGUUCUCAAAAUUGAAGUUUCACGACAAACGUGACAGUGCUGUAUUACGAAUUUUAACGAAAUUUUAGUGAAUGUUGGUGAACAAUCCUGUACUUCAGAUAUUAUUUUAUAAACUUCAGUUUAUGUGAUAAAACUAUGACGAAAAAUUAUAUGAAGUUUUAGAAAUUUUAAAAUGUCUGCCAAUAUGCAGUGUCAUGCGAAAAGUUUCCGAGGGUGGUGAAAAUCAAAGAGGGUCUUGGAAUAUUUAGGAAGUGUUUGCAAUCGUUCGCAUCUUUUAAGGAAGUCUUGUCUUUCCGAAUUCAUCUUUUAAAGAAGAAAAAGAAAAAUGAAUGGCAAUAACACUGAACUUAAAGUGCUUAGUGAAAAGUUUUAACAACGAACCAAUUCAGAGGAAAAUUGAAUAGUUCUGAAAGCUGGGAGUCCCGAUGGAGAGUUUACUAAUUCGUGUUCCCGAGUUUCCCUCUCGUUCUGUUAUAUCAAAUUAUGCUGCUGAGACUAUAUACCAGAAUUCAAAUCCUGAAGACGGUUUCUCCGAUUCGUAUUGGAAAUCUGCAGCGAUGUCUUAUUGAAGAGAUAAAAUUAGGACGACAGAUUCUGGUCUCCAGAAGGGAUUGAGGAAAGCCUCGAGUCGGUGAUUUCAGCAGAAAAUCGACGUCAAAAACAUGAAUGUACAUCAAGUUUUUCUAAUUCGUUUCUUAAACUGUCACUCUACCUCGUCAUCUCGAGUAAAGAUAAGAGGAGAAAAACGGAACAGUACCUCCCAAGGAUCUUGAGCAAACAGUCGGAAAAAAAUGUAUUUGAUCACGUCCCAUAAAUUCAAAAGGUAGUUUGUCACGGGAAAUUCAUAUUAAAUUAAUCGAAUCAACAUUUAAUCCCGCUUUGGCAAUUAGGGCUGAUGCAAAGUCGAUAAAAGAGAUGACGAAUAACGGCGUUACUGGCUCGGCGAGUCUCCACUUCGGCGUCGAAGAUGAUGGAGCGAGCAACUUUCUGUAGAUUUUAAUUGGUCCACUUAAUCAAGAUAAAGAAAAUAAAUUACUACAUGUUAUACAACUUAUAUAAAGGAUGAUGAAAAUAAAAAUUAUACUAAUAGGUACAACACAACAUGCAAAAUGUAGUCAGUACUACGAAACGAAAUUGGAUAGGAACUAAGAUAAGGGAAGGAAAGGAGCUUCGAUAAUAUCGAAUCAGAGGACUGAAAAAAUGCAUAUACAGAAGAAAUCUUUGACGAGGUAAUAAAGGGUGGGUGACAAAGAAAAAGAAGAAGGAUUUCAAAACGAUGGAAGUAAGCUCCAUACUGGCGAACAUCACCAGCGCCGGAAAUUUUAACAAUAACCUUGCUAGCAACAUUACACGUAAUCUUGCUUCUACCACGAAGAAAAACGACACAUUAGAGUGCGAGCUCGAACUCAAGGACGGUUUAUUCGAGUUCAUCAUCUGCGGGGUGCUUUUGAAUCUCGUUAGUCUCUUUGGCAUACUAGGAAACACUAUCUCGAUGAUCAUCCUUUCGAGGCCACAGAUGAAGUCCUCCAUUAAUUACCUUUUGAUCGGCCUGGCCAGAUGUGACACAAUACUCAUCACGAUAGCGGUGAUGAUUCAUGGCUUGCCAGCAAUCUACACAUACACAGGGUACAUGUUCGAUUAUAAAUUCUACGUUUUUCCAAAAAUUGUAAAGUAUUUGUACCCGGUGUCUCUGGCAGCCCAAAUGGUGACGGUAUAUUUGACCUUGACCGUGACCAUGGAACGGUAUGUGGCAGUGUGUCAUCCUCUCAGAGCAAGGUCGCUCUGCACAUAUGGUCGAGCUCGAGCAGCUGUGAUAUGCAUUGUCAUCGUAUCCCUUCUUUACAACCUGCCCAGGUUUUGGGAGGUGGAGUACAAGGAAGAAAUACACUGGAGAGAACAAGUAAAAGUGUACUGCGUAAUGGCAGCUAGUUUAAGAGAGAGUCGUAUGUAUAUUACUCUUUACGUACAUUGGCUUUACUUCUUCGUCUACUACGCCUGCCCAUUUGCGGCUUUGGUGGUCUUCAACACGGCCAUUUACAAACGGGUCAGGAAAGCGAACAGAGACUUGCAGCACCUCUCACGACACCAAAGACGAGAAAUUGGCCUCGCAAUGAUGCUAAUUUGUGUGGUGAUAGUUUUCAUCAUUUGCAACAUUUUACCAAUGAUCAGCAAUGUAUACGAGACCCUCUAUUACAACCCCCCAGUGUGGAUGAUCCAAACCGGAAAUCUUCUGGUGACGAUCAACAGUAGUAUCAACUUUAUAAUCUACGUAAUUUUUGGCCGGAAGUUCAAGAGACUUUUCCUUAAGCUAUUUUGCAGUUCGAACUUUUUUGGCCAGGGUCGUGACAGUCCCGAGUUCCAGACGAACGACGAAUCCCUCGUCACGAAUACGACAAAUAUCGAGCUUAGAAACUCGAUACGGCGAAGCCAUAGGUCGAAUAAUAUUGGUAGUAGAAAUAAUAAUACUCUUAUGGUCAAUGGCAGCAUGAGGCAAAACAAUAAAAGUUCCAUAAGAUGUGCCAGUCCUGGUCCAUGUGUUUAUUAUCCUGCCAGGAGUCCUGUUCGAAGUCCUAGUCAAAUUUCGAGAAUCUCGACUCAAAAUGGGUGGAGUAAAAAGGAAGUGACAGAGACUGUUUUAUUAUAGAUUAAUGAAUUUUAAUUGAUGUUUAUUUUUAAGAUUCACUGAAAAAGAAGUGGUUAGAAUAAAUGUAAAUCCAUUUUAGGAUGGUCACUUUCCUGGUAA
This is a messenger RNA of Belonocnema kinseyi, 2821 nucleotides long. It is a transcript of the gene FMRFaR, whose product is annotated as FMRFamide receptor. Gene Ontology annotation, biological process: G protein-coupled receptor signaling pathway. Bases 1355 to 2722 code for a protein of 455 amino acids. The record is from RefSeq and is a predicted model, not a curated record. Gene Ontology annotation, cellular component: membrane. Gene Ontology annotation, molecular function: G protein-coupled receptor activity. Lineage: Eukaryota; Metazoa; Arthropoda; Insecta; Hymenoptera; Cynipidae. The transcript has 6 exons.